Molecule: messenger RNA, 2293 nt
Organism: Fonticula alba
Lineage: Eukaryota; Rotosphaerida; Fonticulaceae
Exons: 8
Coding region: 5-2041 (678 amino acids)
Cellular component (GO): endoplasmic reticulum
Molecular function (GO): ubiquitin binding
Source: RefSeq, a predicted model, not a curated record
CGCCAUGGACUACCUGAGCGAGGACCAGCUUAAUCUCGUCCUCUCGCUGCAGGCGAUCGCCAGCGAGCCGGACUUUGAGACAUGCAUGUCGGUGUUGAUCCAGAAUGACUGGGAUCUCGAGGCAGCCAUGGAGCACCUAACUCAGCAGCGCCCGGUGGCCGACCUGGCCAGCCUGCAGAGCCAAAUGUCCGCCACGCACCCUGCAGCCUACUACGUCGACUCGUCCUCCGACGGGGACGCAUCUUCCUCCAGCGACCAGGAGGAUGGCCACCUGCUGGACUCCGACUCGGACUCCGACUCGGAUUCCACCUCCGACGUGGAGGCCAGCGCCCGGCGUCGGAUUGCCCAGGCCCAUGCCGCACACCGGGCAGUCCUGGAGGCCACAGCCCGGCCCGGCACCGGGGGCAGCCACAUUCGGGCGUCCUCCUCCGGGUCUGGCAGCCCGGGCCCGCGGCGCUCCCUGCUCAACAUCCUCUCCUUUGUGUAUUACUCCCUGGCACAGACGCCCCCCUUCUUGAACAACCUCCCCCGGCCGCUCUCGUACACGCCCAUCCGCCUGGUUCUCAAUGUGGCCUGGAGUGUGCUGGUGUUCAGCCUGCGCGCGCCGCUCUUCGUGGCCAUGAGCAUCAUCUCCCCCUCGUCCCUCCGCGAGCCGGACACCUCCCGUCAGACCCCUACUCAGGUUGCCCGGCGCUUUUCCCUGGACUUCUCCGAGAACUAUGUGUCCAACCCGGAAUCCGCCAACCAGCUGAAUUUCUUCGAAGGGUCCUUUGUCGAGGCCCUCGACCGCUCGGAGAUGGAUGCCUCCUUCCUGGUGGUCUACCUCCACAGCCCGGACCAGCCACUGACGCCGAUCUUUUGCCGCGACGUCCUGGCGUCGGCGGAUUUCCUGGACCUCAUGCGUCGGCCGCUGCCGUCCUUCGCCGGGCUCGGGCUCGAUGCCGAUGAGGAAGCCGACCAGGCGUCCGAUAUGGCCGGGGCCGAUGACAAGCCCCCCUUCCUCCUUUGGGGCGGCACGGUCCUGGAGAAGGACGCCUACCAUGUGGCCGUGUCCAGCAAUGUCCUGGCAUAUCCCUUCCUGGCGGUGCUGAAGAUGGCCCGUGGCGAGACCACGGUCUUGGCUCGCAUCGAUGGGUUCCCCUCGUCCUUCUUCCAGUCGGCGGCGGCGGCGGCGGCCACGCCCGGGACAGCGGACGCCUCGGCCGCCACCGACACCACUGGUGACGGCCGCGGUCCGGCCAUGCGGCGCUUUGUCCUGCAGCGCUUGCGUGACGUGUUGACCACCUUCGGCCCGGAGCUAUCGCAGAUCCGGUCUACCCGCGCCGCGCAGCGCCGCGCGCGCGUCACCAAUGCCGAUAUCAUCCAGCAGCAGCGGCGGGAGUAUUUGGAAUCGAUCGAGAUCGAUCGGCGUCGCCGCGAGGAGGAAGAGGCGGCUCAGCGCCAGCAGCGCGAGCUCAUCGAGCAGGAGGAGGCCCGGGCCGCACGCGAGGCGGCCGCCCGUCUCGAGCGCCAGCAGGCCCGCCAGAACCGUCGGGAUAUGCACCGCAUCCGCCACCUCUCCUUCUCGGAGGAGCUCCUCCAGCGCACCCCUCUCUUGGAGAAGGGUGCCCCCGGGGCCAUUGCCAUCGCCAUCUCCUCGUCCACUCCACAGCGCUCGGUCUUUUACUUCAACCCCACCGAGCACCGGCUUGCGCACCUCUUCGCCGUGGUCGACACCCACAGCAAGCCGGAAUUCCACAUGCAGUCCUCUUUCGCCCUGUUCCUCCCGCUCACGCGCGAGAAGUUCACCCGGCCCCUGCUGCCGGAGGAGAGCACCGCCGACCUGGGCCUGGACCAGCUGCUGGCGGAUGCCGACCUGGCGGCCAACUUCCUCGGGCUGACCCUGCAAGAGCUGGGCAUCCAGAACAUGUCGGCCAUGCGCGUGGUCGAGGACGACACCGACGACGAUGACUCCUCCUCCUCCUCGAGCGCGGACGAUGGUAGCGGCUCCUCCGACUCCGGCAGCGGGUCUGGCACCGAUGACUCGGAGGACGACGCCUAGGCCGGGUACCCCGUGCCGCACGUCACGUGUCCAUGCCCCUCGAAGUGUUGAGGGUUAAGCCCGCGCGACGUCCGUCGGCGCUCCCCCCCCCCCCUUCCCAUCGAGAAAGGGCUCCCCCGGCGGCCCGGGGGCCGGGGCCGGGGCGAAGGCCAGCCGGACAGAUUGCCUCACCGCUGGUGGUACUUCGGCGCCCGCCCCGGUCCCUCGCUCCUCGCUCGUCCCUUGCCCACAAUAGACAAAUAAUUCUCUCUC